CCGCCCGCCCCCGCCAUGCCGCCUGGGAAGCCCCUGCAGCCCGUGCUGCGGAUGAAGGUGGACGAGCUUUUCCUGCGCUGGCUCAGCGACCCCGGCACCCAGGACGCCCUGCGAGAGGGGCUGCGGCGGCUGCAAGCGGGGGACGGCGACCCUGACGUCAUCACUGGGGGCGACCCUGACAGCGUCAGGGCUGACCUCAUCGGCAGGGGUGACGUCAUAGCCCGGGGUGACGUCAUCACCGGGGCCCCCUUCGCCCAGCCUGCAUCGCCGCUGGACAUCACCGGAUGCAGGAGAGCCUCGAGGAAGACGAAGGUGCUGCAGACCCGGAAUCAUGAGCCCCCGCUGGCCCCGCCUCCACCCCCUCCCACAGCGGCCCUGCCCCCAGGUCUCGCAGUCCCUGCCUUCUUCUUCCCACGUGGGCGCCCGGGGGCGGGGCCGGACUUGGAUGACAUCAUCGCCCGGGUGGAGCGGGUGUUCGCGGGGUUCGAGAGUCAGCGGGCAGGGCCCAGGGACAUGGGCGUGGUCGCCAAGGCCUGCGGCUGCCCGCUCUACUGGAAAGCCCCACUGUUCUUUGCUGUGGGCGGGCCGCGCACCGGGUCAGUGUCUGUGCACAAGUUCCUGGCCAUGUGGCGGAAUGUGCUGGUCACGUGUCACGAUGACGCCGCCCGCUUCAUGCAGCUGCUGUCAGUGCCAGGGGGCAGGGGCCUCGCCCAGGAGGAUUUCCUGCCCCUCCUCCAGGAUGUGGUCCACACCCACCCUGGCCUCGCCUUCCUGAAGGAGGCGCCCGAGUUCCACUCCCGCUACAUCACCACGGUCACCCAGAGGAUUUUCUACAGUGUCAACCGCUCCUGGUCAGGGCGGAUCACGUGUGCAGAGCUGAGGCGGAGCCGCUUCCUGCAGGAGGUGGCGCGGCUGGAGGCGGAGCCUGACGUGAACCGGCUGCCCGAGUUCUUCUCCUAUGCCCACUUCUACGUCAUCUACGUCACCUUCUGGGGGCUGGAUGGGGACCACGAUCUGAUGAUUGACAGGCGGGACAUGGGUCGUCAUGGAGAUGGAGCCAUUUCCUCCCGGGUGAUUGACAGGAUCUUCUCAGGUGCCGUGACCCGGGGCCGCUCUGUGCACUCGCUCGGGAAGCUGAGCUUCGCUGACUUCGUGUGGUUCCUGAUCUCCGAGGAGGACAAGACCACGCCCACCAGCAUCGAGUACUGGUUCCGCUGCCUGGACCUGGAUGGGGACGGCGUGCUCUCCAUGUUCGAGCUCGAGUUCUUCUAUGAGGAGCAGGCGCGGCGCCUGGAAGCCCGGGGCAUCGAGCCGCUGCCCUUCCGUGACCUCGCGUGCCAGAUGCUGGACAUGGUGAACCCGCGCGUGCCCGGGCAGAUCACGCUCCGUGACCUCAAGCGCUGCGCCAUGGCCGCCACGUUCUUGGACGCCUUCAUCAAUGCCGACAAAUUCCUGGAGCGCGAGCAGCGCGAGCAGGGGGCGGGGCCCGCGCGGGACGUGGACCCCGCGGGCCCCGAGCUGUCGGACUGGGAUCGGUUUGCAGCCGAGGAGUACGAGGCCCUGGUGGCGGAGGAGGAGGAGGACGCCCCCGAGAGCCUCUUGGAUCUGGAGUUCGCAAUUGGUGACGAUCUGGAGCCUCUGUGACAUGCGAGUCUCGGAGUGGGGCCAUGAGGACAUGGGAACGCCCACCCCAGCAGCCCUGCUCCUAGCCCCUCCCCAUGACGUCACGGGGCCAUCACACGUGUGCGCCGUGACGUCACACUUCGUAUUUUUGGAUAAAGAUUUUCAGAGAUUUUCA
This is a messenger RNA of Mesocricetus auratus (golden hamster), 1798 nucleotides long. It is a transcript of the gene Ppp2r3b, whose product is annotated as protein phosphatase 2 regulatory subunit B''beta. Bases 16 to 1644 code for a protein of 542 amino acids. Gene Ontology annotation, molecular function: protein phosphatase regulator activity; calcium ion binding. The transcript has 13 exons. Gene Ontology annotation, cellular component: protein phosphatase type 2A complex. The record is from RefSeq and is a predicted model, not a curated record. Lineage: Eukaryota; Metazoa; Chordata; Mammalia; Rodentia; Cricetidae. Gene Ontology annotation, biological process: protein dephosphorylation.